Molecule: messenger RNA, 417 nt
Organism: Purpureocillium lilacinum
Lineage: Eukaryota; Fungi; Ascomycota; Sordariomycetes; Hypocreales; Ophiocordycipitaceae
Source: RefSeq, a predicted model, not a curated record
AUGAGUCGUCGUGCAGAUGCUCCCCGUGUCGGCCUUGUCCUGACUGCUUUGCCUCACCUGUUCACUGAGAGCUGUCCAUACUGCGAAUAUACAGCGUCCCCUUGGCCGGAUCGCGUACCGGCCUCACUUGCCAGGCCCCUUCGUUCUCAGAGUAAGUCCCUCGCUGGGCUGUCCUUGCUGGCUUGUCCACUAGUCAAAGCACCUCCCCGCGUCGCGGCAACCAGGCUCCAUUCCCAGGGUAUCCGCGUGGGGCCCGAUAACCGAAACGACUCUCGCUACUAUUAUCUGCAAGCUCUCAUCAAUGUCCCCUUCCGUGGUGCCUGUCGGCGAGUGAUCAUGUCGGCGCUUCUCGCUUGUGUUGCUGGACGACCAGGCUCGUUUGCCAGAAGCACCGUGCGCUGUGCAUCAGAGUACUAG